Oreochromis niloticus (Nile tilapia) is the source of this 2023-nucleotide messenger RNA. Its product is annotated as clathrin heavy chain linker domain-containing protein 1. The coding region runs from base 142 to 1746 and encodes 534 amino acids. NCBI's taxonomy places the organism in Eukaryota, Metazoa, Chordata, Actinopteri, Cichliformes, Cichlidae. The transcript has 11 exons. The record is from RefSeq and is a predicted model, not a curated record.
GAAAAAACCGACUCAUCUACAAAAAACAGCAUUUCCCAGGUGCACUUUCGCGGUAACCACGGCGACAAGGAUUCCCUUGAAAUUGUGGGAAGAAAGGAAACUAAACGGAAAGUUAGCCUAAAAAUAUCAUCGUGAAGAACAAUGUCCGAGGCACAAAUGUCCCGCAGUUCACGUUUCACAGCCGGUAUCCUGACGGCUGACAGUGACCAGAGCUUCAUCCAGUCUUUAUACGAGUUCAUGGAGCACGAGAAGAAGUGCCUGCAAUGCCCGGGGGAGGGUCCCGACGAGCUCCGAUACACCGUCCACCGCUCCGCGUUCAGCAAGGUGAUUGGACGAGCAACAGCCUAUAAGAGGCUUCUGUUGGCCAUAAAGUUGGAGUAUGACAGCACCAUCAGGGAGCUGCAGAGGAGGGAGGAGGAAGCCAGGGCAGCACGGCUAACCGUGGCAGCCUCGGAGUCACGCCUGAAAUCACUGCUCACCUGUGAGCGCCAAGCCGCCCACCUGAGGCAGAGGAUCUCCACCCUUCAGAGGGAAACAGCAGAACUUCAGGAGGAGAUCGAAAGAGAGAAAACAUCUAAAGAGCAGAGCACAUGGAUACCCGGUUUGACGGUGGCUGAGUCUGAGGAUCCUGAGGCUCUGGGCGGGUACCUGAAGGACAUGGAGACGCAGAGAGACGCUCUGCUGGACAGAAAGGGGCACUGUGUUCCUCUGGAGGUCAAAACCAAGCUGGACGCCGAGCUGCAGGCCGCCAAGCGCCGCAGAGAUGAGCUGAGUGCCGAGAACAACCACCUGACAGUCCUAUACAAACGUCUGAGGAGUGUGUGGGACUGUCUGAGCAGCUGGGAGGAGGAGGGUCAGCCGGUUCCUCUGGAGGAACUUGUGGGUUCCACUCUGGAGAACAUCAGGGAGGCAGACGGGAUGGACGAGGACAUCUGCAGCAUCAAGCAGCUGUUUGAGGACCAGGAGCCGACCAGAGCUGAUGCAUCUGAACUUGAUUACCUGGACAGGUUUCUUGAGCUGUUUGAGUCAGCUCAGUACGAGGACGCCGCUCUAAGCGCUGCCAGAGCUCCUCGAGGAGUCCUGAGGAACAUCGACACCAUGGAGAUGUUCAAAGGUGUGGAGGUCCUCCCGGGCUCGCUCUCCCCAUCGUUUCUCUUCUUCUGGGCGCUGCUGUUCACUGCCGGAGCCAACGGCGAGCUGUCGGCUCCGCUCUCCCUCCAGGGCGUCUCCUGUGCCCUCCAGAGCGGCGCCCUGCAGCUCGUCAGCUACGCCGUCACCCAUAAGAAGCUGACCUUCACUGAGGAGCUGGGCGACAUCCUGACUGAGCAUGCUCAGGAGAACCCCGGCGUGGCUGACCUGUGUCUGACGUUGGCCACCAUUAUCUAUGAGGCCUGCAGGCUGCACAGGAAGGCCGCACUGAGCAUGUGCAGGAGAGGGCUGAUCCACAGUGCUGCUGAGUUCCUGAAGCACUGCGAGGACCUCACAGCAGAGGACAGCAUGUGGGUCCUGUGUCGCUCGCCCAGCCUCUCUCUCCUCCAGCUGCUGACGGAGCCUCUGCAGGACAGUGCAGCCAUCUUGUCUGUGGGCGGGGCUUGUGCCGCUUUGCUGGCGGACCCUCAGCGGCGGCCCGUAGCGCUGCAGCUCCUGGACAGCUUCGUGAGCCAAGGGCGAGUUAUUAAAGAUGUGUGCUGUACAGUCAGUCGACCCUGGAAGAAGAGCCGUUUUAAAAGCACAACAUCACCAUGACAUUCAUGCCCACGAUGGGAGGAUGUGAACAUCUGAACAUCUGACCACAGCUGUAGCUGCAUUUAGAGAAACCGCCUUCCUGUUUCCACAAACCAUAAAUGACCAGCAUCUGUCUUUCUGUCUCAUUGUUUCAUAUGUUACAGGUGACCUGUGUCUGACACAUGAAUAAAAUGUUUUUGUACCUAAACAAUAAACUGAUAAAUGAGCUGAUAAAUAUAUGAAUUAAAGACAUUACCCCUGCAGUAUGUUGGGACAGACUGUCCAUGGUAAAACUCUG